GGAGAGUGGAGAGCCUUUCCAGACUUCCCGUUACCAUGAAAUCCUCCCAGAAAUCUCGAUUCUUCUCCACCUCCUCAUAUGCCAGUGUCACUUACACGAUCAUCAACAAGAAGGAUGACCAAAAUACCCCUCCAUCACAGGUCAAAACCGCCGAGAUUCCCGUCGAGUGCUUUUCCGAUGAAGUUCCAGUUCCGAUCGAUGUCCAUCUCCCGGCCUCUCUCCAACCCUCGGAAUCUUCAGCUGCCGUGAAGAUACAAUCGGCCUAUCGGGCACACAUGAUCCGAACACUGGUCAAGAGGAUCAGGGCCGUCAAUAAGGAGGCGGACCGGUUGCAGAAGCUCAUACAACGGCAGGAGACCGUCGAUGCCAUCCGAAGCGACGAACGGGAGAAGGUGAGGAUGAACGAGGCACUCAUGGCUUUGCUGCUGAGGCUUGAUUCGGUGCCGGGAAUAUAUCCGGCGGUGCGUGAGAUACGGAGAGCGGCGAGCCGUCGGGUAGUGGGGUUGCAGGAGAUUCUGGAUGCAGUGGCGGACGCCAGAGUCCACGAUGCCGACGGGUUCCUCACCAACUGGGAUCAGAUGAUUGCAGAUAUGGAAGAAGACGUAUGUCUGAGGAGAGGAGGGGAGGAAAUGGAGAGAUUUUGCGCGGAGAAGUUAGGGUUCCGAUGCUUUGAGAGGUUUCUUCGUGGGGUUUAAUUAUUUCUUUCCUCUCUUCUCCUCUCC
Molecule: messenger RNA, 722 nt
Organism: Telopea speciosissima
Lineage: Eukaryota; Viridiplantae; Streptophyta; Magnoliopsida; Proteales; Proteaceae
Product: BAG family molecular chaperone regulator 5, mitochondrial
Exons: 2
Coding region: 36-695 (219 amino acids)
Biological process (GO): protein folding
Cellular component (GO): plasmodesma
Molecular function (GO): protein-folding chaperone binding
Source: RefSeq, a predicted model, not a curated record